Messenger RNA from Cyphellophora europaea CBS 101466, 1671 nucleotides. RefSeq lists its product as uncharacterized. The record is from RefSeq and is a predicted model, not a curated record. Gene Ontology annotation, cellular component: nucleus. Lineage: Eukaryota; Fungi; Ascomycota; Eurotiomycetes; Chaetothyriales; Cyphellophoraceae. Gene Ontology annotation, molecular function: ATP binding; protein serine/threonine kinase activity. Bases 1 to 1671 code for a protein of 556 amino acids. The transcript is spliced from 2 exons. Gene Ontology annotation, biological process: mitotic DNA damage checkpoint signaling; protein phosphorylation.
AUGCCGGCGAGGAAGCUGGCCCAGAAGGCCAGCGGUCUGCUAAAGGCUCUACGCUCAAAACAAAGCAAUCGCCGCCAUGGCAAAGGACGUACAGAAGCAGACAAGCAGGCGAUAGCUGUCUACAUUGAUCCUGACCACGGACAGGAGCAGGUGCCGCCCCAGAUACCGCAGCCACCAUACGCGUCCACAGCAGGCGCGACAACGUUGGGCAAAAGACGCAGAUACCGCACGCGCAGCAUGGCCCACAACGGUAUCUCGAUCCAUGAGGACGGUCAAGAACGACCAACAUGUCAGCGUGGCUCAAAAUCCAUGUCUACCCCCGUUCCCGAGCUCAACCUGUUCGAACAGGACUCAGACAGCACAGAGAGCGAUGAAGAGGUCGAUGACUCGGUGUUGGAGGACAUGCGAAAACUCGAAGAAAGCUUCACGGGCAUCUCGCAAAAGUAUCGUCUGGUGAACAGAAUUGGUGAAGGCACUUUCUCAACCGUGUACAAGGCUGAGCAAUUGCCCUUCCACGAUGAAGAUGUCGAGAAUGAGCCCACCGACGACGUUGACAGCCAUGACACUCACUCAUCCAAGCGUAGGAAGCUUGGUACCUCAUCACGAACCAAGAUUGUCAGCCGGCAAAAGAAAAGCUAUGUAGCACUGAAGAAGAUCUAUGUCACCUCUUCACCCUAUCGCAUUCUCAAUGAGCUUGAACUGCUACACGAGCUACGCAGAAACAAGCACAUCUGCCCUCUCCUCACGGCUUUCCGUCAUCAGGAUCAGGUCGUCGCUGUUCUACCAUACUUCCGCCACCUAGACUUCCGCAUCUAUUAUCGCGAAUUCAUCGUACACGAUAUUCGCCACUACUUUCACAGCUUACUGAGUGGUCUCGAGCAUGUCCACGAGAUGGGCAUCAUUCACCGGGACAUCAAACCCACCAACUUCCUGUAUGAUGUCAAGAAGAGGAAAGGUGUUCUGGUCGACUUUGGGCUUGCGGAACGCGAAGGCACCGACUGGCAGCACUGUCUUUGCAGAGAAGAGAAAAACAAGCGCAAGGAGCGUUUCAUGGCGUCUUACGGCGUCGAGCAAUUGACGGCCCAUGGUGAGAAGAACCCGCCAGCCUAUCCUAAGCACGAUAGCCGUGCUUCACGCCGGGCCAAUCGAGCCGGUACCCGAGGAUUCCGAGCACCUGAAGUGCUCUUCAAGUGUACAUCUCAAACCACCAAGAUCGACAUCUGGUCGACAGGUGUCAUACUGUUAACCAUCCUGGCGCGUCGUUUUCCUUUCUUCAACAGCUCCGAUGAUGUUGAUGCCACGAUUGAAAUUGCAUCUAUAUUCGGCACCAAGAAAAUGCAAGCAGCAGCAGCGCAGCACGGUCAGAUUUUCGAGACGAACAUUGCCACCAUUGGCGAAAAGGGCUUCUCGUUGGAGAAGAUCAUUCGCUGGGCAAGCUGUCGUGAAAAGGAAGAAAACGCCCUCCAUCUAGGUGAACAGCAAGCCGUUUCAUUCUUGCAGCAUCUACUAGACAUGGAUCCUCACAGACGCUUCUCGGCCAAAGAGGCCCUAGCCCAUGAAUUCUUCACAUAUCCCGUAGAAGAUGAAUUCGAGGAGGCCGAGCGUCGGGCGGUGGAAGAGCUCGAGCCCAGCGAUUACCAACAGGAGGAGAACGAAGAGGAAGAGGAAUGA